This is a messenger RNA of Geosmithia morbida, 1503 nucleotides long. RefSeq names its product FK506-binding nuclear protein. Bases 1 to 1503 code for a protein of 500 amino acids. NCBI's taxonomy places the organism in Eukaryota, Fungi, Ascomycota, Sordariomycetes, Hypocreales, Bionectriaceae. The transcript is spliced from 4 exons. Gene Ontology annotation, molecular function: macrolide binding; peptidyl-prolyl cis-trans isomerase activity. The record is from RefSeq and is a predicted model, not a curated record. Gene Ontology annotation, cellular component: chromatin; nucleolus.
AUGUCUAUCCUUUCUGGUCCCGUUUACGGCCUCGAGGUCCCGCCUGGUGAGGUCCUCAUCCCGGCCUCUAUGGACUUUCCCGCUUCGUUCCGCAUCACAAUGGCUGCCAUUGACCCUACUGAGGAGGCCGAGGCCGACGAGGAGGGCAACGUCCCCGCCCUCCCCCGUUCCACCCUGCGCCUCGUCAAGCGUGCCUACCCCGGCCUUGACGACGAGGAAGAGGACGACGAGCUUGACGAGGAGACCCUCAGGGCCCUGAUCGACGCCAACAACGAUAGCGACGACGAUGAGGAUGACGAGGAGGUCAACGGUGGCCCCAGCGACCCCGCCAAGUCCAAGAAGCAGAAGGCUUCGGCCGCCAUCAAGAAGCUCCUCGAUCAGGUCGGCAGCGACUCCGAGGACGAGGACAUGGAGGACGCCCCCAACAGCUCCAAGUCCAAGAAGGCCAAGGCCAAGGCCGAGACCAAGGGCGAGACCAAGGCCAAGGCCAAGGGCAAGGCCAAGGCCAAGGCCCCUGCCAGCGAGGACGAGGACAACGAUGAGGAGGAGGACUCUGACGAUGACUCUGAAGAUGGCGCUGACCUCGAGAACUUUGUUCUCUGCACUCUCGACACCGAGAAGCACUACCAGCAGACCCUCGACAUCACCGUCGGCCACGGGGAAAAGGUCUUCUUUGUCGUCAGCGGUACACACACCGUCUACCUCACCGGAAACUACAUCAUGGACGACGAGGAGGACGAGGAGGAUGAGUACAGCGACGAAGAGGGUGACGAGAACUACAGCUUCUCUCCCCGCGAGCUCGACUUUGACUACGAGUCGGACGAGAUGAGCGACGACCUCGAGAGCGACGACCUCGACAACGUCGCCGACCCCCGUGUCACCGAGAUCGAGGACGAGGACGAGGCUCCCAAGUUGGUCGAAACAGCCAAGAAGAACAAGAACAAGCGUUCCGCCGACGAGGCCGAGUCACUCGACGACCUGAUCGCCAAGUCGGACGACACAAAGCUCUCCAAGAAGCAGCAGAAGAAGCUCAAGAACAACAAGGGCGAGCCCGUCGCCGCCGAGGACGCCAAGAAGGACGCCAAGGGUGACAAGAAGGUCCAGUUCGCCAAGAACCUCGAGCAGGGCCCUACCGGCUCCGCCGAGAAGGCCAAGCAGACGGCCAAGGGCAGCGUCAAGACUGUCCAGGGCGUCACCAUCGAUGACCGCAACCCCGGAACCGGCCGUACGGUCAAGAACGGCGACACUGUUGGUGUUCGCUACAUCGGCAAGCUAGCUAACGGCCAGCAGUUUGAUGCCAACAAGAAGGGCAAGCCGUUCUCCUUCAAGGUCGGUAAGGGCGAGGUCAUCAAGGGCUGGGACAUCGGUGUCGUCGGCAUGGCCAUCGGUGGCGAGCGCCGCCUGACCAUCCCCGCUCACCUUGCCUACGGCUCAAGAGGCAUGCCCGGCAUCCCCGCCAACAGCCAGCUGACCUUUGACGUCAAGCUCCUCGAGAUCAAGUAA